This is a messenger RNA of Mytilus trossulus (common blue mussel), 1355 nucleotides long. RefSeq lists its product as uncharacterized. Bases 150 to 1355 code for a protein of 401 amino acids. The record is from RefSeq and is a predicted model, not a curated record. Gene Ontology annotation, molecular function: protein binding. Lineage: Eukaryota; Metazoa; Mollusca; Bivalvia; Mytilida; Mytilidae. The transcript has 2 exons.
CACAAACAUUUACUUUGACCUUUAAUGGUUUACUUUUACAAAUUGUGACUUGGAUUGAGAGUUGUCUCAUUGGCAAUCAUACCACAUCUUCUUAUAUCUACUUUGUUGUGUUUCUAUAUCAUUAUUUGGCUAUUCAAGGAUAAAUUCAAAUGUUUUACAGUAUAUUAUUUCUAUCUUUAACUUCCAUGUACAAUGGCCAGUUACUUAACAAUAUUCAAACUGGUGGAGACACGCCUGUGACUGACAAGAAAUACCUCCAACUGUUCACAUUAAUUCUCGACGAAAUGUCGAGACGUUUUGAAUUGGAAACAUUAAUAAAUCAGCUCCAACAUAACGUGUCUGUCCUGAAGCAGGAUGACCAAACAUUAAAGACGUCUUGGCAAAUACCAUUAUCAAAGUUGACUAAUAAAACAGUUGAAAUGAUAUACAGUGUCAACAGAUUAAAGGAGGACCAUAUCUCACUAAAUGCUAGCACCAUCCAAGUAAAACUUGCACAGAAACAGACGUCUGAUAGUCUUCAAAACAUGUCAUCAAUAGGAAACCAGCUUAAUAUUGUGAAACAGAAAUUACAUUGGCUUACAAAUAUAACCGAAACAAUUAAAGAGGGAAACUCCAAUUUGUCAAUGGUUCGUCAAGAUAUCGGUAGGAAACAUGAUGAACUGAUAUUUCUAAUUAACAAUCUUACAACAGAACGAAAUAACGCAUCUACCAAAUGGAGGCAAUCUACUGAUGAUUCGGAUAUUAAAGUUCUUCAAGAUGACAUGAGAAAGAUACAGACUCAACUGAAAACCAUAAUAACCGAAAUUGACAGCUUUAGCAAAACGCAGAUGCAGUCAAAGAAUUUAUCAAACAAACUUCCUGUGCUUGAUAGAAGUUAUAAUGGCUUAUUUACCCGACUUAACCAGGCUGGUGAACACCAAGAGGUUGCUAAUGCGAAUUUUAUGGAGAAAGUGGCAAAUAUCAACAAAAAAGUUGCUGUGACAUCAUGUGCAGACCCACGGAAUACGGCAGGCAUUGUAACAUUCCCAUUUAUUAAGUCAUCAGUAGGAAUAACAGACCUAAACCGCUUUCGAUAUUCAGGAAUUUUUCAUUGUGAAUCUCCAGGGUUAUACAUAGUAUCUGCGUACAUGGUGUCAUCUACAAGUCAUGCAUCUUAUCGUGUGUACAAAAACUCACAUCUAUUAACAGAUGUACAUAUAAAAGGAAAUUCAAAUGGAACUUUUGAUUAUGGAACAGGAACAGCACUACAAGCAGUUGAUCUUAAAAUAGAUGAUACAUUGACAGUUGAACUCGACAAUAACGUGGCCAUAGAAGGUGCCUCAUUGUCAUGUAUGACAAUAAUUAAAAUUGUAUAG